GUGCGCGCUAUCGCCAUGGGCUGCGCCUCGUCCGCCGAGGAGCGCGCCGCCAUCGCGCGCAGCAAGCAGAUCGAGAAGAACCUGAAGGAGGAUGGCAUCCAGGCCGCCAAGGACAUCAAGCUGCUGCUCCUUGGGGCUGGCGAGUCGGGAAAGAGUACUAUAGUCAAACAAAUGAAAAUUAUUCAUGAAAGUGGCUUUACGAAUGAAGACUUCAAACAGUACCGGCCAGUGGUGUACAGUAACACGAUCCAGUCACUCGUCGCCAUCUUGCGCGCCAUGCCCAAUCUGGGUAUCACCUACGGCAAUAAGGACCGGGAGAGUGACGGCAAGAUGGUGUUCGACGUGAUCCAGCGGAUGGAGGACACGGAGCCGUUCAGCGAGGAGCUGCUUGCGGCGAUGAAGAGGCUCUGGGCGGACGCGGGGGUGCAGGAGUGCUUCGGCCGCUCCAAUGAGUACCAGCUCAACGACUCGGCCAAAUAUUUCCUCGACGACUUGGACCGGUUAGGUGCUAGAGAUUACCAGCCCACCGAACAAGAUAUUUUAAGAACUAGAGUCAAAACAACUGGCAUUGUCGAAGUGCACUUCUCCUUCAAAAACCUUAAUUUCAAAUUGUUCGACGUAGGUGGACAGCGGUCCGAAAGAAAGAAAUGGAUCCACUGCUUCGAGGACGUGACAGCGAUCAUCUUCUGUGUCGCUAUGUCCGAGUACGACCAGGUCCUGCAUGAGGACGAAACAACGAACCGUAUGCAGGAGAGUCUAAAGCUGUUCGACUCGAUCUGCAACAACAAGUGGUUCACGGACACAAGCAUCAUCCUGUUCCUCAACAAGAAGGACUUGUUCGAGGAGAAGAUCCGCAAGUCCCCGCUCACUAUAUGCUUUCCUGAAUACACAGGCGCGCAAGAGUACGGCGAGGCGGCCGCGUACAUCCAGGCGCAGUUCGAGGCCAAGAACAAGUCCACCACCAAGGAGAUCUACUGCCACAUGACCUGCGCCACCGACACCAACAACAUCCAGUUCGUGUUCGACGCCGUCACCGACGUCAUCAUCGCCAACAACCUUCGCGGCUGCGGCCUGUACUAAGCGCCGACCGCGUCAUAUCACGCUCGACGCCUAGGGUUGCCAACUCUUGAAAGGACCAACCCGGGAGAAUUGUGGGGGGGGGGCUUGCUCCAUAGUUGCUCCAUCACGCUGAAUACGCGCUCGAAUGAAGCAUUAAUAGAGACAGGAAUGGAAAGAACAAACGUGACCAUUGUUUUUAAUUCAGGACAGGGACUUCUGUCUUUCGAUUUCGUAAAGAAGUCAACCCAGCGUAAAUCCACUCGACUUUCUUCAAUAAGAUGUGGUUGCACCUCACGCAAAAGUCCAACCUCAUCGUACAAUUUGUCAAUAUCUAUGUCAAUAUUUAAUCAUUCCUGGAGUUUAGUAAUGCUGGUCCAUGUGAUUGGUUUUUUU
Molecule: messenger RNA, 1452 nt
Organism: Ostrinia furnacalis (Asian corn borer)
Lineage: Eukaryota; Metazoa; Arthropoda; Insecta; Lepidoptera; Crambidae
Gene: Galphao
Product: G protein alpha o subunit
Exons: 9
Coding region: 16-1080 (354 amino acids)
Biological process (GO): adenylate cyclase-modulating G protein-coupled receptor signaling pathway
Cellular component (GO): cytoplasm; heterotrimeric G-protein complex
Molecular function (GO): G-protein beta/gamma-subunit complex binding; GTPase activity; GTP binding
Source: RefSeq, a predicted model, not a curated record